Molecule: messenger RNA, 534 nt
Organism: Gongylonema pulchrum
Lineage: Eukaryota; Metazoa; Nematoda; Chromadorea; Rhabditida; Gongylonematidae
Source: the annotation of a GenBank genome assembly
AUGGGUCGCACCCCGUUAUCAUCUGUUAUUAUUGAAUCUAUUCGUCUUUUUGCGGCACCUGCUAUCCUCGAUCCGACCAGUACCGCUUUAACGGAUGAACAGUGUCGUACUUGCUGGAAUGAAUUUGUGAAUGAUUCCGUGAAAGUUUUCCUCAGCGUAAUUCAGAUGUUUGGACAGAAUCUAGCAAGGCAACGUGAAAAAAUUAUUAAUUGCAUCGAGGAUUUUUCGGCGCUGCAUACUGAGGAGUCAUCAGCAAGCCUCUCUUUAACCUCAUUCGUCCUGUUGCAUACAUUGUCGCUCAUCAGAUAUCAUUUUUAUCUGUCAUUCUACUUGGAUCUUUUUGCUCCAUUUGAAUAUCCAUACGUUUAUUGGUAUUUGGGUGGAGUGGUGCUAAAGUGGCUUGUCAAUACGUUCGAUCGUUCCGUCACGCUCAUCGCUGCCGGCGAAAAAAGAAGUAUAGCUUUCCAAACUUUUCAUUUUUCCACCGCACUUUUUUAUUUCCUUUAUUCCUUGGCAGGAACAAGCACAAAAUAG